AUGGAGCUCCGCUUGGACUGACCCGGGAGUGGCAACAUGUCCAUGGAAGACCCGUUCUUGGUCAUCAAAGGCGAGGUGCAGAAAGCUGUGAAUGCAGCCCAGAGCCUCCAUCAGAGAUGGAGAGAGUUGCUGCUGGAAGGGGGCGGAGCCUCCAAGGAAGAGAUGGACUGGACCACCAAUGAGCUGAGGAACAGUCUGCGCUCAAUCGAGUGGGACCUGGAAGACCUAGAUGAGACCAUCAGCAUUGUGGAGUGCAACCCUAAGAAGUUUAAC
Molecule: messenger RNA, 273 nt
Organism: Nerophis ophidion (straightnose pipefish)
Lineage: Eukaryota; Metazoa; Chordata; Actinopteri; Syngnathiformes; Syngnathidae
Product: syntaxin-6-like
Exons: 1
Biological process (GO): Golgi vesicle transport
Cellular component (GO): membrane
Source: RefSeq, a predicted model, not a curated record